AUGUCCUCGCAGCAGCAGCGGGGCCAGCAACAGCAGCGGGCGAUGUUGGGUCAACUCCAAAAACAGCGAGCGCAAAUGGCAGCUGCACAGCAGCAACAAAAUACCGGGAACAGUAUGCAAAUCCAAAUGCACACCAUGGGCUCCAAGUAUGAAGAUCUCCCUAUCAUGACCGCCGAGGAUAUCAGCUUCUUCAGCGCAACUCCAGGCUCAGAAGUUCCCACCUAUUUCAAGCCUUUCGAAUUCGCGUGCCAACAAGGCCUACUAUCUAUCGUCCAGUCAAUCAUUGCCAGUGAGAAUCCAACGCCAGCUUUCCUGCACCAUGGUUUGACUUGCUCCCUGGCGUCUGGUCAUGUUGAAGUUGCUCGAUAUCUCCUCACAAGUGGUGCCCCGAUCGUUCGCGAAACUCCCAGCAAUAUCUUCUUCGCGCCUUUCGAGUGGCAUAUCCCUCUCUUUGACCUUCUCAGUCAUUUCGGCUGGACUCCUAACACCCCAACCUUCUAUGGCGCUGUUCUUCUCCCCAGAACUGUCAACAACAUUCCUCUUCUUCGAUGGUUUCUAGACCAUGGAGCCGAUCCCAAUGCUGGGCUGGCACAAAUUGGCAAUGACCGCCGGGGUGGAUCAAGCACUAGGUCAUGCGCUGCUCUUGAGGCAGCUGCGGCUCACGGCGAAUUGGAGGCUGUCGGUAUGCUCCUAGACGCCGGCGCGAGGAUGGAGUAUGGCGUGCCUUUACAUUUGGCCGCCGGUGCCUGUCUCCCUGGCGCCAAUCCCCAUGUCACCCGAGUGAUACCGACUCGCAAAUUUGACAUUGGUAGGAUCCCCAUAAUGGCGUUGCUCGUGAGUCGAGGUGCAGAUGUCAAUCGAAAAGAAGUCACUCAGCAUAUGGUGGCCCAAUAUCCAAUUGUGCAUGCGGUGAUGGCGGGAGCAGUUGAGCGGGUAAGGUGGUUAUUGGAGCAUGGGGCAGAUCCACAUGCCCAAGGGGAUUUCGGGACUGCAAUUGAAUAUGCUCGCCAUGUACGAUGUGAUGAGAUUGUUAACGUGAUUGAGAAUUUCCUCAAGGAUCGGGCGUGA
Messenger RNA from Penicillium olsonii, 1068 nucleotides. The record is from the annotation of a GenBank genome assembly. Lineage: Eukaryota; Fungi; Ascomycota; Eurotiomycetes; Eurotiales; Aspergillaceae.